AUCAAACUUCCACUCAUGCAUGUCUUUCUUUCCGCGUCCUCAACGACAGGCCAGACAGGGGUUUCAUCAUAUUGUAUGACUGCAGACGCAAAUCCAGACCCGGCUGCAAUUGCAAAGAAGCUCUGUUUCCCCGCACCAAUUAAUGAUUAUGUGAUUGCGGCACAUAGAAACUACCCCGCAAUAUAGAAGAGGUUAGUAGAGCUCUUCCAGAGCCUCUCUAUAAAAAUGUCUACAGCCUCUAUUCCUCAGACCAACUCGAGCCAUACACCUCAGGCAAAGACACAUACACCUACGACAGUCGAUUUUGAUACCCCAAGGGUAGAAGAACUAUUUGAAGCCCCACUCCACGAAUAUAACAUUCACACACCAGACGCAAGCAUGGCAUCUCACACUGACAAUCUACUCAUUUGCACUAUGUGCGGUACACAAUUCGACGAAGAAUCCCGCACUCUGUUGACUCGAUGUCGGAUCUGUGAUGACCCUCGCCAAUAUGUCCCACCAACAGGCCAAUCCUUCACCACAAUGGCCGGACUCAGAAAGGGCCCGUACAAAAACAAAUGGAAGAAGUUCGAUGAAGACGAAGAUCGCUUCUGGAUGAUCUAUACAGAACCGCAAUUCGCUAUUGGCCAAAGAGCAAUUCUCGUCAAGACACCUCAGGGCAACAUCCUCUGGGAUUGUAUAGCCUUCCUUGACAGCCCAACCAUCGACUGGAUCAACGACCAAGGCGGUCUCGCCGCUAUUGUAAUUUCUCAUCCUCACUACUACACUACCCACCUGGAAUGGGCUGCCGCCUUCGAGUGUCCCGUCUAUAUCGCCUGGGAAGAUAAAGGUUGGCUUAAUCGACUCGACCGUAUGGGCAAAGCACGUACUUUCAUCGAAGGCACUGAAGAAGAGAUCGAAGUCCGCGGCGAGAAGACCGGUGUUGUAAUCUUGAAAACUGGUGGUCAUUUCCCGGGGAGUUUGGUAUGUCUUGCAUAUGGGAGGUUGUUGAUUGCUGAUACGAUUGUGACGACGCCGUCCGGGAAGGGGGAUUGGAGCAAAGGACCUGGUGGAGGCGAGGCCGCGAGGCCGGAAGGAAUGAACACGUAUGUCUUCAUGUGGAGUAUCCCAAAUAUGAUUCCGUUGAGUCCGGACGUGAUUAUGGGUGUGUGGAAUGUUGUCAAGAAGCAUGAGUUUACGCACACUCAUGGUGCCUUCUUUGACAUGGAAGUGAAAGAUGGAGGGAAUGGUUCGAAGACCACCGUAAAGCAGAGAUUACUAGAGAGUAUGCAGAUACAAGUCCGGGCUUCAGGAUGGAAAGAGCAUGCAUUGCUGAAGGAGACAUGUCAAUAGAGCUUGCGAUCGCAUUCAAUGAUGGCUUACGAAGGAUGAAUAACUGCUAAAUAAAACACAA
Cadophora gregata is the source of this 1393-nucleotide messenger RNA. RefSeq lists its product as uncharacterized. Bases 226 to 1332 code for a protein of 368 amino acids. NCBI's taxonomy places the organism in Eukaryota, Fungi, Ascomycota, Leotiomycetes, Helotiales, Ploettnerulaceae. The record is from RefSeq and is a predicted model, not a curated record. The transcript is spliced from 3 exons.